This is a messenger RNA of Lachancea dasiensis, 429 nucleotides long. Lineage: Eukaryota; Fungi; Ascomycota; Saccharomycetes; Saccharomycetales; Saccharomycetaceae. The record is from the annotation of a GenBank genome assembly.
AUGAACGACUUCAGUACCCCCUCAUCGUCUACUACUCUGAGAAAGCGAGAAUCCAAUGAUAUAGGUCCCGCAUUGACUGCCGAAGAAAGGGUAUUUGGUCCCAGAAACGAUUCACAGCUCUCAGCAUGCAGAAGCACAGAAAGGUCGUCGCUGGGUGUGUUGUUGAGUGCUUUAGCCGUUGUGAUUACCUCAGCCCUCAUGUUUUUGCUCGGAGUCAAUAUCGUGAUUCAGUAUAGGACAAUGGUCACUGAUGACCGCUCUGGACUUGUGCGCAAGGCGACAUAUAUUUUACUGAGCGGCUUCGCUAUAUUCUUGCUGAACAAGUUUAACUUGUGGUUUUAUCGAAAGAUGUUGUCACAUUUUUCGGGCGCUAAAUACCAACGUGUUGCUGAUGAGAAUGGUUUUGAGAUGAUGACUAGGCGAGCGUAA